AUGGCAAGCUGGGUCGCAUUAAACGUGGAGCCAGAUGAUGGCAUUGAAGAUGAGGUUGACGACACCAAGGAGCUUCAAAUUGAGGAGGCGCUGAAGCUGUACCAAACUGCCUUGAAGCUCCACUCACAAGGACCGGAAUUUUAUGCACAGGCAGCAAAAGCUUAUGACGCUCUACUCAAAUCGGAGAUCUUCAAAUACCCCGAAUCGCUCUCGGACUUCAAACGCGCAAUAGAAGCAGACUCGCAAACAACAGCAAUUCCUGAUGAAGGCCCCACCGAUACAGUCGCAGAAUUCAACGUUAAUGAUUCCACAUCGAGCCUUUUCCAAACCCUCUACCUAUCCUACAAGAACCAUGGCAAAUACCUCCUUGACUCGCUACACGAAACCAUUCGAACCACCCCAACAGGCUCCGAGACAGCACAGAAAACAGCGGAAGCGUCUAGAGAGGCAUUGGGAUCAUUUGCUAAUGCCCUGGAGAGGGACGACACGGACCUGAAUCUAUGGAGGCAAAGCGCAAGACUCGGCAGUGCCUUGGAAAGUUAUCGCUUAAAUCGAUUCUGCUUGGAGAGCGUUCUUGCGGACGAUGAUAACCGCCUUGAGAUACGGUCAGAGCAACUCGGCUUGGAGGAGAUCUUUUCUGAGGAGCGCCUAAGAGCCACCCUAACCUCCUUGUUUGACGGGCUAUCCGCAUCCCAAGUUCCCAUCAAAAAGCCGAAAAAGGCUUUGGUCAAAUACCUUAAGCAGCAUGAGGAUCCUUUUCCUUAUCUACCAAAUUUGCCAAAUGACCUGAGUAACCUGAGUUCAGCGAAAGGCCCACUGGCUCUGCCCACGUCUCGGCGAGAAAUAACUCCAUCACAUGCCACCUGGGAAUCAAUGGGCAAAGCAAUCCUUCAAGCCUUAUAUGAAGAGGAGGAAGCCCCGAUUGGCGAUUCUUCCAGUCGCUCACUUCUGAUAACGAUGCCCCCCAGAGAAUCCGAACUUCUGGAUAGUAUGUCCGUAAAAAUGGAAGACGGCGAAAACGACCCCCAGAGCAUAGAAGACGGAGCGGAAGACGAAGCCAAACCUGAAGCAAAAGAUGAAACCAAGGACGGAAAUGAGGAUGUUGACAUGAUUCAAGAAAAUGAGCGAGCAGAUAAAGCUGAGGAUCCCGUCAUUGCUGCCCCUGGCGAUCCAUCGGAGCCAGCAGAGGAACAAUCCUCCAUUGAUCAAAGCGCAGAGAAACAGCUCAUGGAAUCACUCGAGGGACACUAUACCCAGCCAGUUGAACAGAAGGCCGAGGAUGAGACGAACGCAGACGACACAGAGUCAAAAUCACCAACUGCCGCGCGUAAAAGAUCGUCCGCAUCCGCGGCAAAUGAAGAGCCCCCAGAGGGAGGCCGUAUGAAAAGCCGACGUACCAGGGCUCGUGAAUCAAACGCAGAUGCACUAGUACAACACGAAGAAGUUGCAUUCGAUCAAGAGAAAUAUUACGAAGACCGCUUAGAAAUCUUCGUCAAUGCUGAUGAAUGGAUGUUUAGCACUCUUGGCUCUCUGUUCUCCAAAGUCGAGAUGUUAGCUCUUGGAACGAUAGGAAACAUCAGGGAAAAGCUGGCCACUUUGAACGAAAGCAAUGACCCUCCAGAAGACACCGAGACGAGAUUAUUCCAUGAUUUACGUGGUCUUAUCAAACACUGGAAUGACGAAAAGUCGCGGCUAAUGCAACAAAAAGAAGAUGCCUCUUCCUUGAAGGGCAUUUCUGGAUCCAGCAAGUCAGAUCUUGCUGUUUUUCUUGAGCAUUCUAGAAAGACAACUCGCAAACAGGCCAUCCAAGAAGAACUACCGUCUGGAGAUAUAUUAUACGCUUUCUCGAGCUCUGCCAAUAGCCGCUUCAUGCACCCGCAUGAUAUAUCAUUCGAAUGGCUCAAAUGCCUACUUAUGCCGGAAUUCGGAGAUGAGCCCUCAAGCUUUGUCGCUAUGAAGUCUGCAUAUACCUCUUUCUUGUGGUCCAAAGAUCUAAAGAAGAUUACCAUGGAUCUUCUACUGCAUGAAGAUGAGUCUGUUUUUGCUAGGCUAUGUCAAGAUGUUGCAAACUUGGAGCGGCGUCUCCUUGAAUCAAGCCCCGACAGCCCAUUCCAGUAUGAAACGAAAGAUUUCUCUGACCUCGAGAUGAUCCAGUCCAUUUAUGAGCUGCACUUAGAUAUCUUUGCAUCUGUUGAAAAUCUAAGUAAUGAUGCAGGCCAACAUAAGCGAAUCUCGCAGCGCGAUCGAUUGGCCAGGUGGGCCAUGCUUGCCCGGACCUCCCUGGAGUGCUCAAUAGACCAUUGCCCGUCUGAAGAGUGCCGUCAGAACAUUUCGUUCCGCCACUUAUGGGCAUCGACAUUUCAUCUUAACCUUGCCGGGGAAGCUGACCGUGACCAUGUCCUAUUAUGCCUUCAGGACUUGAAACAAAUUCUCCAGCCCAUCAACGAUCCUCUAAUUUGCCUCGUGAAUAACUCUAUAAUGGCUGAAUUGUCGAUCGCCACUAUAGAUCAAGAGGCUCUCAAACUGAAAUGCAUGGAUUUCUUUACCAAAGUGUUCAAUUCAGAUGGCGAGGAUCCUGUUUCGCUUAUUGAGGCAAUCGAGCCGAUUAUUGAACCUUCUUCAAUUGAGCCAGAGAACUCAUCUGAGGAUGAGCCAGCCAAAUACUCCUCAAACGCCAGCGAAAUGGCAUCUUUUCUUGACCGUGGGGAUGCCACCUUGCGACUUUUCCUCUGGCGAAAGCUUCAAGAGGCGUACCAGAGCAUCGAUUAUCCGCCCAAAGUCGUCUCAUGCUACCUGCGCAGCAUUGAGACGGUCAUGACAGAGCUGGAAGACGUCAAACAUAUCCAAGAUGCAAGUGGAGCUCGCCAGAUGACUUUGUUAAGCUGUCUGAAAACAAUAGAUGGCAUCAUGGGCAAAGCCAUCCCGCUUGUUUUACAGCAGUUGGAGAAGGCCUAUGAAUGCUUGGAUAUGAACCAUUUGCAAUCGUCCAUGUCAGCAAUCGCUCGUUUAGCCCGACUUCUCCAUAGUUUUAUCCUGUACGAGGAUUCGGUCCGUGUGGGCCAAAUCUCUGGUCGCGAUCUUCGUGGAAGCCUAGCGAAAAGCCUAGAAAGUUGCAAGGAGAGAAUGCGGGAAACCUACGUGCGCUGCUGGAUUUUGCUUUACACUCUCUUCUUGGAAGCGAUCUCGCAAAAUAAGGAAGUUUUCAAUGAACCAUUGGAGGAUCGCAUUCACAUCCUUCGUUCCAUACACAAUGCGCUGGGGGUUCGAUCCCUGUGCAGAUAUUCCCAAAAGCGUUUCCUGAAGCUCCUCAAGUCUGAGCUGCUUGAUCUCGAAACCAAAGGUGAUUACGAAUAUGACAUCUGUCAAGUUCUUUUUGAUCUCCAUAGUAUCAAGUUUUCCCCUCUGGAUGGAACUGCUGAUCAUGGAUGCCCACCCGAGAAACUGGAUCGUCACACAGCCACGUUGAUGAUUGACUUCGUCAUGAGCCAGGCCCACAAAAUGAACAUGAAAGAUCUGUCAAAGUCUGAGCUGAAGACGACGAUUGAAAAAAUGCAAAGCGCAAUCGGCCCAGCAAGGCCGCCUUCUCAAUCCCCACAAAUGACAUUUAACCGUCGUGUAUUCAGCGCAUACAUCAAAGCUCCUAUGAAUCCAUCACAUCUUCUACGCGCAGUCCAAGGAGUGACGGAUCUUUCCAUGCUUCCAGUGCCUGGAGAAAACGCCAAGAUUGCUGCCAAAGGAUGGUACUUCCUCCUGGGCCAUGCUACUCUCACCAAGUUCCGAGCUCAGAAGCGUCUAAGUCCUGGGUCGACUUCAGAACUGGAUGACGCUAUCAAUUUCUUCAGACAAGACCUGGAUCACGGAACAGGACGGUGGGAAACGUGGUAUCGGCUAGCACAGGCGUAUGACACAAAACUGGAAGAAGAUAUUACGUGGACCGCAGAUAAGAUCAAUAAUAACCGCAGCGAACUCGCGGCAACACAGAGAUAUGCAAUUCAUUGCUACGCGAUGGCCGUUUCUGUGGCUAUUCGAACCGCGCCACCCACAACGGAAACACGAGCCUUGCUGUCAGAUCUCUAUACAGACUUCGGAAUUCGCCUGUAUUCUUCCUCCCGCGAUCCUCUCUCUAUGGGGGCCUUUAGCUUGGAAGAUUUCUCUCGACAUUUCAGCAGCGAAGAAAGUCAACAAAUGUACAAAGCGCAACCGUUUAAAGCGAUGUCUCGCUAUUCCGUUUGGAAUUUUGCUAGCAACCUUCUUAGGAGAGCAACUAUCGACAAGCCAAAGCAAUGGAUGACACAUUAUUUCCUUGGAAAGUGUCUCUGGAAGAUGUUCAAUUGCGAUGAUUCCUUGCGUACAACAUCUAAAGCCGUUGAGAUGCAAGAUGUCCUUGAUGCUUUCCACGAUGCUAUCGAGGCUCUUCCACAGCGAAGAGAUUCCCGUGCUGAUCCUAUCUUUGAGCCUCACUUCAAGCUUUUUUCUGUUGUUCAUCGACUGGUCCUUCGAGAGAAUUUGAGUCCAUCUGAUGGAAGCAAAACUCUUUCCGUAACCCCAUGGGCUCGCAAAGUCGAUCCACCCGAGACCAUGGAAGGUUGGAAGCCAUAUGCCCUUGAAAUUAUAAAGAAGUUCAAGCAUGCGGACAAAUCAAACUGGCAUCACCGGAUGAGCGCUAAGGCUGCACAUAUAAUUUACGAUGAUGACAAGAAUGCGACAACAGCUGCAGCUGCUAAACAUGAGAUGUCCCAGAUCUUCACGAAAACGCUUACAAUCCAAGUGUGGCGCCCUGAAUUUGAAAGACCUGGUAGGCACUUCGUCUACACAACACGUUACGUUUAUUUCUUUGUCGAUUUGCUAGACCAACUCGACGAUCGUGCUAGCUUGGACCAAUUGCUUCGUCGUGUGAGAAAGAAACAAGGCGAUUUCAUCAAUCAUGGCCAGCUGUGGGAGGAUAUCUGCCUGGCAUAUGCGAAAAUGAUCCGGCGAGCUGCAGAGAUCAAUGAGGGUCAUGAAGAAACCGUCUUCAAACCCAUCGGUUGGGAAGAGUUUUCCUCAAAGACGGCUCGUCUGGAAAGCUUAAGUACGUUGGCACCAGGAAGCCAAUCUCUUCUUGAACUCAUUCGCGAUGCUUUGGAGUUGAAGAAGCUCAACAAUAACUUUAUGAAAGUCACCAUGUUCGAAGAUCUUAUUGCAGACCUAUAUUCUCGGGUAUAUGAAUUGAACCUGCCUCUCCUCAUGGAGCAAGUGAACGACGAGAACAAGGAAAAGAUGAAGGUUGAUCAUCUUCUCAUGGCUGGUGACACCAAUACAGAACCAUCGACCCCCGCUGCCUCACUUCCAGCAUCAGACACUCCAGCUCCUCGUGGGAGAACCAAGGGCAUUGCUCGCCGCGAUAUCCAGAAGCGAGCGGAUACUAUUGUGAAUCUCAAAUUGGCGCCACGUACUGCAACUAACAAGUUCAGCUCGGGCGCAGAGAACGAACAAGGAACGCCAGCUCGACGUGGCUCCAAUGCUGCGGUGGCGUCAGGGCCUUGUUCUACCCCACAAGGGGCUAGCAAAGAAUAUUCUGCCACUAGUCACAAUCUUGACACGCAAAAUACAGAUCCCGCCGACGCUCGUGACAGUGGCGAUGAUAGUGAGCUGACUGACGUCGAUGAGUCAAUUCUUGAUAAAGAAUCUUCAGAACAAAAGUCGAAGGCUUUUUCGAACUUGCGCAAAGGAGAGUUGGCUGAGGGAGAAACUGAAGAUGAUGCUGGCAGCGGUGAUUAUGGGAACGAAGAAGAAAAUGAUGAUGGUAAUGAGGAAGAGGAAGGCGAAGACGAUGAAGGCGCCAAUGAAACUGAUGGCGAUGGCGAGGAGACCCAGGAUGCCGACGAUGCCGGCGAUGAAGAUGAGAUGCAAGAGGACGAAAGCAAAUUUGAUGAGCAAGAGGAUCAAGAUGAUGAAAAAGCAGAGGCAGAGAAAGAUGCCGAUGAUCCAGAAGCUAUGGAUACUAGCACUGCUUGA
Penicillium angulare is the source of this 5997-nucleotide messenger RNA. It is a transcript of the gene hir3, whose product is annotated as putative transcriptional corepressor of histone genes (Hir3). Gene Ontology annotation, cellular component: nucleus; HIR complex. The coding region runs from base 1 to 5997 and encodes 1998 amino acids. The record is from RefSeq and is a predicted model, not a curated record. Gene Ontology annotation, biological process: chromatin organization. Lineage: Eukaryota; Fungi; Ascomycota; Eurotiomycetes; Eurotiales; Aspergillaceae. Gene Ontology annotation, molecular function: protein binding; nucleosome binding. The transcript is spliced from 4 exons.